This is a messenger RNA of Camellia sinensis, 723 nucleotides long. RefSeq names its product U-box domain-containing protein 6-like. The record is from RefSeq and is a predicted model, not a curated record. Gene Ontology annotation, molecular function: ubiquitin-protein transferase activity. NCBI's taxonomy places the organism in Eukaryota, Viridiplantae, Streptophyta, Magnoliopsida, Ericales, Theaceae. Gene Ontology annotation, biological process: protein ubiquitination.
AUGUCGAGCUUGAAGUCCAAUGGCAAGACGAAGAUGGAGAGAGCCAAUUCACUUAUUCUGCACUGUUCUGAGUCUAAUAAACUCUACUUGGCAAUCACAGGGUAUAAGAUUUUGUUGAGAUGUGAGAAAAUACGAAACACAUUAGAGUCAUGUUUAAGCCUAAUUCAAAAUAUGGUUCAUCUAGUUAUGGUUGCUCAGAUAUCAAGAAUUGUUGACGAUCUUAAGGCUGCCACUUUUACAUUGGAAUCCUCUGAAGACGAGGCUAGAAUCAUUUUACUCACAUUGAUCCAUCAAGAUAGAGCUGCAUCAGAUUCCGCUAAUAUAUCAGAACUCAAGGCUCUUAAACUGGCAGCUUUAAGAUUACAUAUUACCUCCCAAAUGACUAUCUUAAUAGAGAAAAGGUCCCUUAGAAAGCUGUUAUCUAAGAUCCACGAUACCGAUCCAAACAGGGAGAAAAUACUAAAAUACCUCUUGUAUCUUCUGAACAAGUAUGGAAAAUCAAUUCGGGGAUACCGAAUGGCGAGCAUUGUAUCUCAGCACGACAACUCCCUUAGUCAGUCCAUUAAGCCAGUACCAAAUGUGGAAAAUUCAGGAGGGCGUUCUCAAGUUGAUGUGUUUGAUACACCCGAACCUCCUGAAGAAUUCAAUUGCCCUCUCUCUGCAAGACUGAUGUAUGAUCUUGUUAUAAUAGCUAACGGGCAAACAUUUGAAAGGGUGUGGUAG